Molecule: messenger RNA, 1217 nt
Organism: Myripristis murdjan (pinecone soldierfish)
Lineage: Eukaryota; Metazoa; Chordata; Actinopteri; Holocentriformes; Holocentridae
Gene: c5h1orf74
Product: chromosome 5 C1orf74 homolog
Exons: 1
Coding region: 337-1128 (263 amino acids)
Source: RefSeq, a predicted model, not a curated record
UUUGGACCAAAAUUGAAGAAAAAAGGGACAUGAUGAAUACUCACACUAAUGGCCUGAAAACCUUUUAUUAUUAGACGAAUUCAAGAUUGUAAUUUGAAUUGGCUCUGCCUCCCCUGUAUUUCUGUACUACUUCUCAGAUGUCCCUGUCUGUUACGACUGUCUCCGACUUGAUACUAAAGUAUUAAAGAUUUUAGACUCUGUAGUUACGCUUUCUAAUCAACUGGAAAAAUAAUCAUUGGAGAUUUUUUUUCCAUCAAACAUUGUCAAGUUCUUUUUAUCAGUGUUUGUUUAGGCAUAUUUCUCAAGUGAAGUUUGGGCCACGUGAUCUGUGUGGCCAUGUCCACUCAAAAGCUGUUUGUUGCCGCCGCUCGCAAAUGUUUGUCUGUUGGAAGGAAGUACCUUUCCAUCCCCCUGAGCCUGGACGUGGCUGUCCAGGUCUUGGCUGUUGACUUGGGCUUGAAACCGGCUCUGCUGUACGAUAUAAACAGCAGCAGUGCAGAGCAAGUGCAGCAGUAUCUGAUCACACUGCAGUCUGCCCAACUCGUGUCCCGAUCUCUUGUCACACUGGUAGUAAGUGGUAACAUUUUUAUUGUUAAUCUAGCAAUGGUAAAGGCAAAUUUAGAACAGCUGCUUGACAGGAGCAGUGUGGCUGUGAUUGAUGUUUGCCACUCACUGGAAAAGCCAAGCAUCACUGACGCACUGAGUGGAGAUUUAAAAAGCAUGACACAGGAUUUACUGGCCAUUUUAAGUGGGUUUGCACAACUGUCCGAGGUAGAGAAACCUCUUUAUAUUGGAGAGCAAUCCGAGAAGUGGAACUUGUGCACCCUCUUUGGCAUUUUAUUGGGUUACCCGGUCACCUACUGGUUUGAUCAGAACAAGAGCUUUGAAAACUGCCUGGCGAUGACACCGCUAACAGUGACUACGGCUUCAGUGACGUGGCAGGCGGGCUCUGAGGGCCACAGAUGCUGCCUGUACUCCUUCAGUGUCCCGGCUGCUCUGCAUGAAGCGACUCAGUCCGCCCUGGAAGAGUGGACCGUUAGUCUUCAAGAGAGAUUUCAGCAGCAAACGGUGUUAAAGGAUCUCAGUGUCUGCAAAUCUGUAGUCACACUGCCCUCAGUCUGUCUAUGAUGCUGGCAGAUGUUUGUCUUUGAAAUGAGCGACAUUUUGUCAAAAUGUGGGUUCAAUGUAUCACUCCAUUAAACUCUCACAAAAACAAA